This is a messenger RNA of Arabis nemorensis, 195 nucleotides long. The record is from the annotation of a GenBank genome assembly. NCBI's taxonomy places the organism in Eukaryota, Viridiplantae, Streptophyta, Magnoliopsida, Brassicales, Brassicaceae.
AUGGUCAAAGAAAGCCAGAUCAGAAACCCCGGGGACGAUCAACCCGGUGACAAGGAUAAAGAACCCGUCGUCGACGAAUCUGACACCAACUUGGCUGACUCAUACGGAAGUGGCAGCAAUCCGCGGCAGGCGCCCAACGUGACUGGUGAAAAUAAAACUGAAAACGAGCCGCGACCGCGGCCUGCAGCUAACUAG